AUGAUGAAGAAGGAAAACAUUUUUAACCAACAAGUGUCCACCCCUAUGAGGCCGUUCUAUUUUUAGUAUCAGCUGUUGCAAUAUAAAGAUUUGCUACAUAGCGGAUUGAAUCGCGGUUAUGUGAGGCGCAUUCCGGUCACAAAGGUAAAAUGAUGGCAAUGAUUUGAGGUAACGGACAGAGAGAGGGAUGAGGAAUAUUUGUGUGUGAAGUGGUUGCUGGAGCGUUCUUUCACGGCAACGGAUAUCAUAUAAUAUUGGUAUAGCCAGCUGCCUGUCGUCAUGGCAACCAGCAGCGCGGUUCCUAGCGACAACCUCCUCACGUACAAGCUGGUGGUGGUGGGGGAUGGUGGAGUGGGGAAGAGCGCUCUCACCAUCCAGUUCUUCCAGAAGAUCUUUGUGUCUGACUACGACCCAACCAUUGAGGACUCCUACCUGAAACACACAGAGAUAGAUGGACAGUGGGCCAUCCUGGAUGUGCUGGAUACGGCAGGCCAAGAGGAGUUCAGUGCUAUGAGGGAGCAGUACAUGAGGACGGGGGACGGCUUCCUCAUCGUGUUCUCUGUGACAGACAAGGCCAGCUUUGAACAUGUGGACCGCUUCCACCAGCUCAUCCUCAGGGUCAAAGACAGGGAGGCCUUCCCCAUGGUGCUGGUGGCCAAUAAGGUGGACUUGGUUCACCUCCGCAAAAUCACCAGCGACCAGGGGCAGGAAAUGGCUGCCAAACACAAUAUCACAUACAUUGAGACAAGUGCCAAGGAUCCCCCUAUGAAUGUGGACAAGGCGUUCCAUGAACUAGUCAGGGUUAUAAGGCAGCAGAUCCCAGAGAGGAGCCUGAAGAAGAAGAAGAAGAUGAAGUGGCGAGGAGAACGAUCUGCGGGUUCUCACAAAGUCCACUGUGUCAUCUUGUGAUGGUGUCGCCGCUGCUAGCAAUGAUGUCAGAGAGAACUGCGCACUGGCAGUAACCAACAACUGGAGGGGGAAUUGGGGGAGAUAAGGAACUGACUGUUGACUGUUACGGUGUCAAAGAAAACCCCUCACUCCAAGGCAUGCCCAAGUGGGGUCUUACAGGGGCAUCAUUGCCUGCCCGCUUCCCCUGAUUGGUCAGAAAAAAGCACUCCAGGAAGAGCUCCUUAUAAACUGACUGAUUUACAGACAGUGCAGUGAUGAUGCUCUCCAUGGAGGUGGACAUCAAGGUAUUCUCGUGGGUGGGGAGAUGUGACGUUAGAUGUUGUUAGGGACCUAUGAUCUGAGUUUUUGUGUUGUGGUUGUAAGUUCUCCAUGGUGUUGAAUGUUAAAUUCUGAAACGAUAAAGAGGAUGAUUAUGAAGUAUAUUCUAUCUGCACUAGCCACAGGCAUAAGAGGAUUUGGCUUUGGGGUCCUGAAGAGAAGUGGGAGGAUGUGGCUGUUAGUACUUUUUAUUAAAAAAUUUCUGGUGGGGAAUCUGGCUUGUAGGUUGAGGGGAUCAGUUACUCCAAGCAACAAGAUGUUAGAUUUCUCUGUCUAAUAUGGAGUAUUUAAUACCUAUGAAAUGGCUUGUACUGUUAAAGCACUAAACAAAAAAAAGACUUUGGGGCUUGUUCAUCUGGGGUGUAUUCAUUAUGCCAAUUCUGUUGCAAACUCCAAACGGAAAACUUUUGCACGAAAACUACACUUUCUAUUGGACAAAUUCAGGUAGGUCCCUCCCUGUUUUGUUCCGUUUGGUCAGUUUGCUUCUGUUUUGGUUCUUAAAUGGUAAUGAUUUCCAUUGAAAAAUGUAAUGAAUACACACCUGGUUAGAAAUUUGCCCUUGAAUGAAGGAAGUACCUUUGCACUUUGAAUAGAUUUUGACUUUCAUAUCUGCAUGUGUUGAAAAAUUGCAAAUGAUGAAAGGGAAGACAUAAUAGAAAUUGACUGAAUGUGGAAAAACUGAGCUUAUCAUAAUUAUGUCAAUACCAUGUAGCCCAUUUGCUUGUCUCAUGUCGGUUGGACAGAACAGUUUAUACCAGUGGAGGCUGCUGAGGGGAGGACGGCUCAUAAUAAUGGCUGGAACGGUGCAAAUGGAAUGGCAUCAAACAGAUGGAAACCAUGUA
Molecule: messenger RNA, 2069 nt
Organism: Salvelinus namaycush (lake trout)
Lineage: Eukaryota; Metazoa; Chordata; Actinopteri; Salmoniformes; Salmonidae
Product: ras-related protein M-Ras-like
Exons: 6
Coding region: 280-909 (209 amino acids)
Biological process (GO): signal transduction
Cellular component (GO): plasma membrane
Molecular function (GO): GDP binding; GTPase activity; GTP binding
Source: RefSeq, a predicted model, not a curated record